Messenger RNA from Drosophila yakuba, 1788 nucleotides. Its product is annotated as acrosin. The transcript has 7 exons. The coding region runs from base 16 to 1701 and encodes 561 amino acids. The record is from RefSeq and is a predicted model, not a curated record. Gene Ontology annotation, biological process: proteolysis. Lineage: Eukaryota; Metazoa; Arthropoda; Insecta; Diptera; Drosophilidae. Gene Ontology annotation, molecular function: serine-type endopeptidase activity.
AUUGCCUAUUGAGAAAUGCGGUCGUUGGUCUCGGUUGCUUUGUUAACAUUGUUAACUGUGUUUUUUACAGAAAAUGUAAACUCCAAGUUUUUAGAAUAUCCUUGUGGAAUGGCACCCACUGCCAAAAUUAACGGUGGUGAAGAUGCAAACGCGAAAUAUUCUGUCUGGAUGGCAGCCAUAUUCAAUUCAACAUAUUUGCAAUGCGGUGGCACAAUUAUACAUAAACGUUUUGUGCUAACCGCUGCUCAUUGCUUGCAAAAUCAAACUCAACUGUACGUUCGGUUGGGGGCACGCAACAUAAGUAACCCCAGCGCUGUGUAUACAGUCGAAAAUACCAUUGUGAAUCCUAACUACAAUAAAUGGACAGUCGAGAGUGAUAUAGGGCUGCUUCAACUAUCGAACAGUAUCACCUACAACGCUCUAGUUCAACCAAUUUGCAUUUUUAUGGAUAAAAGUAUUAAGCCGGCAGUGGAGAACUUGAAAACGUUUAGAGCCUUUGGCUGGGGACUUAAGGAGGGCAGAUUGAGCGACAUCCUGCAGACCGUCGAUCUAACGCAGUACAAACGAGAGGUGUGUGAAAGUACACUAAUCGUUAAUCUGAGUUCAGCACACAUUUGCGCAGGAAGGGAAGAGGAAAGGGGAGACACCUGUCGGGGCGAUUCGGGGGGUCCAUUGUCCACAAGUUUUAAAAAUUCUCCCAUGGAAGUUGAGGUUCAGUUGGGAAUCGUAAGCGCAGGGACGACGGAAUGCAAUGGAGUAGCGGUGUAUACCGACGUGACCAGCUAUGUGGAUUGGAUCAAGUCAACAAUAGCUACCCAUGACCUUUCACAGAAGUACAACGGCAGAAAAGAGACUUUCAUGAGCAAUCCCUUUGCUCAACCACCGAUUCCUGUCCAUCCUCCAGCCAUUCCUGUGUAUUAUCCAACGAUUGCUGUGGAUCCACCACCGAUUCCUGUGCAACCUCCACCGAUUCCUGUGUAUUAUCCACCGUAUUCUGUGGAUCCUCCACCGAUUCCUCAAAGGACUCAUCGGUUGAUACAUCCCCAGUCACUUCCUCCGAUGUUGUAUAAUGACUGCAGUCCGAAUAUUUCGACACCGAUCGCGCAGCUAAGCAUUUAUGGGCCUGGUUUUACUACGCUGGGUGUGUUCAUAACAGACCAACUGAUCAUCACUGCUGCCACAGACUUGCCCGAAGUGGCCGCCUCUUUAUACGUGGUCGUUGAGGAGCCAACGAGAAGUGCGAUCUUCCAAAUUGAUUCGGUGUCAAAGCACCCAAAUUUUUCGAAUGAUUACCAGAAUGACAUAGCAGCACUUAAAAUUGUUGGAUCAAUAAAAACCCACCCAUAUAAGCCCAUCUGCAUUUUGACAACGGCACAAUACCAGCUAAAGGCCGAAUCUCAUUCUUUAUUUAAUAUACUCAACAAAACGUCGGAUGUAAAAUUCGUCGCCAACCCCAUGAAACGCGACCUAUGCUCAUGGUAUAUGGGAUUUGAGAUCCAUGAAAGCCAGGUUUGUGUGGAAGAGCCACCGAACAACACAAGUGAUCUCCAACAGAAUCAUGAUUACAUUAUGGCAGGAGAGCUGUAUGCAAAUAACCAGAAACGCCACCUUUUGUUCGGCAUUUUCAGUUUUUCAAAUGAAGGCAUACACGUUUUUACAAAUGUUAUGAGACACACGAAUUGGAUAAGUUCCUUGCUGUAAACGUUUUAAAAUUCCAUCGUCAAAUCUUUGAAUGGAUGCCUUAUACUUGUAUUAAGCUCAAUAAUAAAGUAAGCGUACAAAUAAGAA